This is a messenger RNA of Orbilia oligospora ATCC 24927, 843 nucleotides long. RefSeq lists its product as uncharacterized. NCBI's taxonomy places the organism in Eukaryota, Fungi, Ascomycota, Orbiliomycetes, Orbiliales, Orbiliaceae. The record is from RefSeq and is a predicted model, not a curated record. Gene Ontology annotation, cellular component: SAGA complex. Bases 1 to 843 code for a protein of 280 amino acids. The transcript is spliced from 6 exons.
AUGUCCCAACGUGGAAACCGCUUGAUGCAUCAGCCUGAGCAGCAGGAGGAGCGCUCCCUCUGGCAAAAGGUCGUUAAUGAACUAAAAGCUCUCAUGGCUCACGAAGCGAAAGUCAAUGACAUCCGACGCAAGAUUGAUACUCUUGAAGAGAGAAAUCGUCGUCACGAUGCCACUUCUGCGGACCUUCAAGAAUUGGCAACUUGCUACAAGGGCCUUAAAGCUUUGACUGAUGAAGAAUCCAGGUUGUUAAGCCAUGUGAUUGAGCAUAACUUGUCUAUUCUAAUCGGGUUGCGCAAGGCCACGGAGCAAGGCUACGGGAGUUCUGGCACUGGCCGGGACGGGUUUUCUAAGAGGAAACGAAAUGAGGCCGUUUCGGUUGAUAGCUCGGCGAGCCGUGGGAAGCCAAGGAGCAUGUCGGUCCCGAACGAAAAUGGGCCUGUUCUUCAGGUCGGGUCACAAGUAGCUUUCCGGUUGCCAAAGCAGAAGGGUGCGGAGGGUGAGUGGAUCCAAUGCGAUGUCAUCAACAUCAUAGGAGAAGGGAACAAACGACGAUAUGAAGUCCAAGAUCCUGAACCGGAUGAACUUGGGAACCAUGGACAGCAGAUAUACAAGGCUGUUGCGCAUCAGCUUAUCCAGAUCCCGAGCGAUUCUGCUGGUUUACUCCCAUACCCAAAUGGCAAGCAAGUUUUAGCUAGGUAUCCUGAAACAACUACCUUCUAUAAAGCCGAGGUAAUUGGAACAAAGAGGGACGGAACAUGCCGGCUGAAGUUCGAAGGGGAGGAAGAAGUCGGGAAAGAGACAGAAGUCGAAAGGCGUUUGGUUCUCGAGAUUGGUGGUAGAUAG